Bombyx mandarina (wild silkworm) is the source of this 3077-nucleotide messenger RNA. RefSeq lists its product as uncharacterized. The record is from RefSeq and is a predicted model, not a curated record. Lineage: Eukaryota; Metazoa; Arthropoda; Insecta; Lepidoptera; Bombycidae.
UUACGCCAUAGCGCGCCGGCCUACGUCACACAGCUGCAGCGCUCGCGACUCCAUCAUCAAAAUAAACAAAAAAAAACACGAAUAAAACAUUUAAUUCGCGUAAAAAAACAUUAAAAACUCACAUCCUAACUUGUUUAAGUGCAUAAACGUGUGAAUAACAGUGUGCAGUGCGGGGAAAGUGUGCUAGCUGUGUUUCCUUGUGUGGCCUUUAAGUGUUUAGUUGGUAGUUUGGGAAAGGCCACAAUCAAAUGUGCUUAGGACACGAAAUUUAACGUAAUGUUCCGAUAACACAUGAAAACAAUUUGGUCAAGAUGUGACUAAAACGUCAUCUAAGUAUCGCAUAAAAAUACGAACCGUGGACGGAACCAGAAGCCAAGGCGGGGAGCUCUCACGCUCCACCGCAUAUUACUAUGGAGACCUGGAGAAGCUCAAAAGGCAGAAACCACUCGAGGAUGUACCGGAACAGCGUCAAGAGACAAGCGAAAUCUGCGAGAUUGUUCCCCAGCGGAAUGUCAUGGAAGCCCCGAGGCUGGUCGAAGUGGGUCGGCAAUGGAGUCUACCGGAAUACACUACGCCGGAAAGUUCGAGAAAAAUCGAGGAGACCUACUCAACAGCUGGCACCUUUCCGAUGCCGGAGCCCAAAGAGAAGGAGCCUCUUCUAGCCGAGUUAGAAGUAGUAGGAAGACUCCCGUUGACGCAACUGGAAAGCAGUUCGGUCGUCAGACGCAGCAGGAGUUGGUAUCUUUGCUGCCCUAACGUCGGUGAUGAGGAGAUCUCUAGAGAAUCCUCCUGGAGGUACUCCAGUCUUCGGCCGGUUACUGCAGCACCGAUUCCCGGUCAAAACGGUUUGAUGGUGGCAACACAGAGCACGGCAAGAGAUGACGUGACGGCUCUGAAAGCAGAAAGAGACGCCCUCGCCAGAGCAUUGGCGGCGGAAAGACAACGUGCGGCCACCGCGGCCCGAGCUCACGAUGCAAGGCUGGCUGAACUACACGGGGUCAUAGCUGAACUGGUGCGCAGGAGAGCCGAUAAACAGGCCAGAGCGAUACCAGAAGAGGAUGGCUCAGACGAGUGCGAGUCGACCACGCAGCCGGCGGAGGAGCUGGACAACGACGCGGAUCCGUCCAGGACCGAGCAGAACGACACCUCCUCGUUGGCGAGUCCAGCCGAGCUCCCGGCGCCGCGGGGACCGACCGCCGGGGACGCGCCUGAUGACGCGACCGACGCCAGCGGAGACGACCACAGCAGGCCGUGCAACCCGACGAUAGAGGUGACGUCAUCGCAGCAGGUCACGGACUGCGACACCAGUCUGAACCUCUCCGAGAGGGACUCCGAGCUGUGUCUGACCACGGCCAGGUGCUGCCGGGCGGCGCGCCAGCCCCGGAGCGCCGGCGACAGCUGCGAGCGGCAGCGCGGCUCCCCGGCCUCGCGCGGUCGAUCGGAGACGAGACGAGCCAAGCUGGCCUCGCGCGUCCGGCUGCGGACGGCGGACUCGCGCGACCCCAGCACGGACGAGGCGUGGUCGCUGGAGGCGGAGCGGCUGGCGCAGGACGUGUGCGCGCAGGCCGACCUCCGGGAGGCGCUCGUCGCGGCCGGCAACGACGGCGAAGCUCUGUCCGCCAGCGUGGAAGCCUUAAAAGCUCACUGCCGCAAGCUGGAGGCGGACAACGCUGUGACCCAGGCGGCGCUGGAGCAGGCCACCGACGUGGUGCACAGGCUGUACACGUUCUGCAGCGUGCAGGAGUCCUGGGUAGUGCAGCUGUGCGCGGCGCUGCGGGCCGCCGACCGCACCGUGGAGGCCUACGACGUGCUGCUGGCGCUGGCCGAGACCGAGCGCCGCGCCGCGCCACACCAGCGCGAGGCGGCGGAGCUGGUGGCGAGGCAGCUGCUGGCGCGACUCGACGCGGAGCAGCGGUGCGCCACGAUCGGGGAGCCCUUACUGUCGCCGGGGCCGUGGUUGGAACACGAUAACAAUGCGGAGGCGGGCGGCGCGUGGGGGGGCCAGCAGGAGGCGUCCCUCCGCCGCCACGUGGCCGCGCUCAAGAGCUCCGCCGCCGCCCUCCGGGACUGCCGCCCCGCGCUCUACUCCCAGCACGACGGCGCCGAGGAACUGUCCGGGGGCGCGGCGGACUACAGGCUGAUGCAGAUGGAGGCCGCCAUCGUGCUGCAGCAGGAGUCCGCGCAGUUGAAGGAGCGCGUGGACAGCAGCAGGCUGUGCGAGGGGGCCGCCCCGCGCCCGCCGCCGGACGCGCGCCGCUGCAGUGAUGCGAUUGACAAAAGGAAUCUCGAAUCCAAGGGCCUACGGUCGGAUGUCCGCGCCUCCAAUGUCGCUAAUAAUUAUUCGUUCUGAUGUGUCACUAGCAGGUAGUGUGCCCCCCGCCCCCCGCACCCGCCCCCGCGCCCCGGGACCGCGCCGGGCGAGAGAAUCGAGGAAAUCAUGGAAACAUUAUGAGUAACCGACGCGGCUGAUGAGUUGGGGGGCGGGGGAGUGGGGGGGGGGGCGUCACGUAGUGGCAUGGACAAUCUCUGACGUCACCACGUCUGUCCAUUGACAGUGUCGAUAGCGGGAGCACGCGAGAGCCGGUGUCCGUCUUGAAUGAGUCUAAUAUCAAUUAUGUAAUUGUACAAAAUAAUAAUAAUGGAGCAUUAAAGUUUGAAAUGUUUAAAUCCUUGUUGAAGUAUGUCGGUGCGCGCAGUGAGUGCUGAUGCUUAGUCAGUGGAUGUCGCUGUCCGCGGGCACACCGGCGCGGCUCGCGGCCGAAACUAAAUCUUAAGUAAACACAGCCGGGGUCGCACUGGCAAGACGCCCGGUCAGGUGUAGGAGUGUGGGAGCCGCGUGGUCGCUGCGCAUCAAGAGAGCCGUGAGCUUGUCGACAUGUCCGGAUCAACAAACCCGACUUCAAUGACUAUCAGUGACCAACCCGCCGCCCUCCAGCGCCGCGAGCUGUGCCGGGAUGAGACUGCGCUUAACGCCAAGCGAGCUGCUUGCUCGUCUAAUAUGUUUUGUAUAAUAUGGUUGGCUGGCGGACAGCGCAGGGUGCUAGUGCUAAUAUUAUAAAUAAAGUUGAAGCAUUGAA